AUGCCCGAGCAAGCCUUGCUGCCGUUGACGACUACGAACUCCACAAACGACGUGUCGACGGAAGAGUGGACGGCCGAGCUUGCCGGGUUCGGGGGUUCGGCGGAGGAAGGGGCCGACGGCGCUCCUUCGGCGAUUGCCACUGCGGCUGCUCCUGCUCCUGCGGCUGCCCCUGCUGGCCGCCGACGGACGUCAAACGCCUUGGGAUACGGUGAGGCAAUGCUGGUGGCGGCCAAGGAUCUGGCCCAUCAUUGCCAGAUCCCCGGCGUCAGCGAGGCGGCGACGGCGGUGUCGAUUCUGAUACACUUGGUCUUGGACAAUCGGGACUUGACGAGCAGCGCCGGGGUUAAGCGGUGCCGGUCGAUCGUGAUGAUGCUUGAGCGGGCGGCGAAGGUGCUUGGCAAGGGUGGCGACACGAGCACGGAGGAGGAGCGCGUUUUAAUGGAAGAAGUGCACGACGCUGUCUCCGAUCUCGUGGAGCUGAUCAAAACUUUCCAGAACAAGAGCAAGCUCGGAAGGGUGUUGACAUCGACCCUGUUCAAGCGGCGCCAGGACGAGCUGAACGCGGUUAUCGACAGGGCCGUCUGGGGCCUACAUGUGCAGGUGGGGCACGACGUUGGGCAGGUUCAACACGACGUUGCCCACCUUGUGAAGGGGCCCUCUCGAGGACACUCCGUUUCUACAAUCUUCACAGAAUCGCCUCACCUUUUGAUCGAAUCGCUCCUGUGGCGGGAGGGUUCAGUUAAGCAGCUCAGGACGGGUGUUUUUUGGCCAUGUGCCUCUUGGUGUUUUUCGUUCGUCUCUAUGUACCAGAGGUCAACGGCGGACGCUCAGGCUCAGGUAGAAUCUCUGGCGCAAGCCCGCAGGUCGAGGCGGCAGCACAAGCUCGACCAGAUUGAAAUCCCCGAGGACCACGUGUCGAUCACGAACGAGGUGCUGGGAAAGGGGGGCUUUGGCGUGGUGUACCUAGCCGACUACAACGGCCACAACGCGGCGGCCAAGGUACAGCACACCACCCACGGCCUGGGCAAGCCGGGAGGGAACGGCAUACCACUGAGUGGGCCACGGACAAUAGAGUCAAACGCGCUGCGGGACAAGGCCGAGCGCAAGGCAUUCCUGCGCGAACUGGACGCCAUGAUUCGCCUGAGAAAUCCUCAUACCGUCAACGUCUACGGAGCGAUCACCUCGCGGCCGGACCGCCUGGUUCUGGUCAUGGAGCUGCAGGCGGGCGAUCAUCCAAGAUGUCUGCGCGGGGAUGGCCUUCCUGCACAGCAAGGCGACGGUGCAUGGCGACCUUAA
Ectocarpus sp. CCAP 1310/34 is the source of this 1296-nucleotide messenger RNA. NCBI's taxonomy places the organism in Eukaryota, Phaeophyceae, Ectocarpales, Ectocarpaceae. The record is from the annotation of a GenBank genome assembly.